AUGGUUAAUGUCAUUGAAUGCGCCGAUUCUGUGCUCUAUUCCGCACUGAUUGAGAUUGUCAUACCUUUUGAGAUACAAAGAGACAAAUUGUCGACAUUUCUCAUUAUGUAUAGAAGUCAUUGUCAACGCAUUUUGGACACCUUUGUGGUCGCCAACACCGAUGAAGUCAACAAAUAUUUGUCACAUUUUUGGACAGGAAUUCCGCACCAUUUGAUGGAUUUGUUAGAAAAUGAGUUUAUGGUUAAUGUCAUUGAAUGCGCCGAUUCUGUGCUCUAUUCCGCUAUCGAGGAUGCAUUGAGUCCGAAAUCAUUGUAUGAAUUGCCGGAACAGUUCACACAAGAAUUGAUAAGAAUAUUGAAUUUGAUGCCCAAAUGGAUCGAGCAGUCAAUGGUAGUGCUGUCCACUCAUAUAAUGAACAAAAAGCUGGAAGUAUUGCAACAGUUUUCAGCCGCUAUUAGACGACAGCUUUCAUUCUUACAAUUAGUGAAAAGCUGCAAAAUAGUGAUCCAACAACAGGAAAAUGUUUCGCUUAUGUGUCGCGAAAUCAAAUGCAUAGAAACCCAAGAGAUUUGGUCCCAAAUUGUGACCCUUUUGUCGGACAACAGUGUGUUAACCGAAAGCAUUCAUAAGUCGUUUUGUGAUCUCAUUCAUAGCAUCAGUCAAGACAUCAAUUUUGAAUAUCUCACCGAUUGGGUCAACACUAUUGUCGACAAAUAUGUGGUUAAUGGGAAAUACGCGUGUUUGACAAGUAGGGCGAGUCAACUGGUGUUUGCUCUGGGUACAUACCUAUCCGGAAUAUCCCAAAUCACACCAUCCCUCCCACCUAUAGCUGUAGACAACUGCCAGCAACAGUACAAUGAUAUCAAUCAGUGGAUGUCAUUACAUUGCCAUCAAUGGGAUCAAUAUAGUGAUGAUUAUUUACAGAACUAUUCCUCCACUUCUGCCACAUAUGCAUGGAAUGACUCACAAUAUGUUGAUUGUAUGAACGAUCAGUUUAUGGUCAACACUAACCACACCAUUACAUCCAAUGGCAAUGUCUAUACCUGUCUCUCAUAA
Molecule: messenger RNA, 1056 nt
Organism: Oppiella nova
Lineage: Eukaryota; Metazoa; Arthropoda; Arachnida; Sarcoptiformes; Oppiidae
Source: the annotation of a GenBank genome assembly